This is a messenger RNA of Guillardia theta CCMP2712, 771 nucleotides long. RefSeq lists its product as hypothetical. The transcript has a single exon. The coding region runs from base 1 to 771 and encodes 256 amino acids. Lineage: Eukaryota; Cryptophyceae; Pyrenomonadales; Geminigeraceae. The record is from RefSeq and is a predicted model, not a curated record.
AUGAACCUGACAAAGUUGUGGAUCACUGGUAUCAAUGAAAGCGGGCAGUUGGGAGAUGGGAACGACUACAAUGUUGCAAACUCAAAGCCGGUUCUCCUCCGUGGCAGAGUGAAGUGCAUUGGUUGUGGCGGCUCACGGUCGUUGGUGUGUGUGGGGCGGGUUGUUGCCAUCAAAGAGGAGGGUGGAGCGACCUAUCAGCUACAAGAAGUGACUGAGCUGUUGGUGACGGGGAGAAAUCAGUAUGGAGAACUUGGCAUCGGCAGUAAGUCCAAUCAGCAUAUCUUCACAGCGAUCCCCUUGUUCUCGAACAUCCCAGUCCGCAUGAUCGCUUGCGGGGAGUUCCACACGAUGAUUCUGACACAAGACGAGAGAGUGUUAAGCUGUGGGUGGAACAGAUGGGGCCAGCUGGGGAUGGGCGACAUCAUGGAUAGGGAGAGUUUCUCUCCAGUGACGGAAGUCAGCGAUCCCUUCAUGAUCUCAUGCGGAGCAGGCUUCUCUCUUUUGCUCUGUGGCAGGGGUGAAGUGUUCAGCUGUGGCAACAACAUGUCGGGACAGCUUGGAUUAGGCUUUGUCGGAACCGGAAGAUAUCCCUUCUUUCAAGGAGAUUUUGCACAGGACAGAAGUGAAUUUUCUUCCUACUGUUCAAGGUUUACCAAGGUCGUCAAUUUCUCGUCCACUGAAGUGACAUUGAGGUUUGUAUUUGGCAGGUUGAAAUUCUCGGCGAUAAGAUCAGAAGUGUCAGCUGCGGUGGUUUGCAUGCGCUUGCAUUGA